Nematocida homosporus is the source of this 1770-nucleotide messenger RNA. RefSeq lists its product as uncharacterized. The record is from RefSeq and is a predicted model, not a curated record. The transcript has a single exon. NCBI's taxonomy places the organism in Eukaryota, Fungi, Microsporidia. Gene Ontology annotation, molecular function: ubiquitin protein ligase activity. Gene Ontology annotation, cellular component: HULC complex; nucleus. The coding region runs from base 1 to 1770 and encodes 589 amino acids.
AUGUGUACUAAAAUAACCAUUGAGAUCUUAACAUUAAAAUCAAUAACAAUUCAAACUCCUUCAUUUUAUUUUGCUUUAUAUAUACCUAAAGAUAAGAUAAAGAUUAAAAUAAAGAUAAGACAAACACUCUUUUUUCACCAACCUAACCAGAAUAACUAUCUUAUCUACUAUAACAAACCAAAUAACAACCCAAAUCUCAAACUUAAUCUAAAUGGUAUUGCAAUUUUUUUAAUGGAUAAGCGAAAGUCUGAAGUUAUGCCUUUAAAGAAGAUAGCAUAUAAGUCCGCUCCCGAAGAGGAAAACCCCUGGUGGACAGAAGAAACUCUUCAGAAGAUUCUUCAACGUAAAAUAGAAGUAUUAUACGCCCAAAUGGAAGAGUAUAAAACAAGAGCUCAAUUAUUAGAAGAGGAGAACAAGCGAAUUAUCAAUCAAAAACUAUCAGAAACAACAAAAGAUAAGCCAGAAGAUCUUAUCAAGCAAAUUCAAGAAAAGAUCUUACAAUUUUCCGAGCAAAAAACCACUAUCAGUCUCUUACAACGUCGUCUUUAUAAAGUCCAACAGUCCAAAGAUAAGGAAUCAGCCCAAGAUAAGCAGAAAGAUACAGAUAAGAUAAGUAGUGGUAUUAGUUGUAGUAGUUGUAAUUCCAAUCAAAAUUCUAACCAAAAUCAAAAUCAAGAUAACUGUAAUCUAUCAGUUGAAGAUCUUACUAGAGAAAUCAAUCGAGUUGAACAACUAGAAGCUAGAAUUGAUCGAGUCUUAGCUAAACAUCCGCCUAAUUAUACUGCUUUAGUUAAGUCAUUAGAAAGUGAAUCGGCUGAAUUAACGGCUAAUAACAAAGAAUUAUCAGAUAAGAUUUCAAAAUUAAUCUUAAGAUCAACUGAAAUUAAAGAAGCGCAUCAACAAGAACUGGCUGAAUUACAAGUCCAGAUUCAACAACUAGAAAAACAAAAACAAACAGCCGAUCUUAUCUCUGGCCAAGAAAAAGAAAAGAUGCAGUUACUUACUGAUCGUAUUGCUGAUCUUUAUGCUACUAUGGAAAGAGUUAGUGGUGAACUGAUGGAUUACACGCGUACCCAGGAAAAAGAGAAUACUAGUCGAGUUGCUUGUACAACUGAGUGCCAGCAACGAGUUUCAGAACUAGAAAGCAAAGAAUUAGAUCGAGUAGAAGAAGUAGCUUAUCUCGUGCGUAAGUAUGUUGAUGCUUCUAAAGAGAACGAUGAGUUGAAAUUAAAACUACAAUCUAUAACGGCUAAUAAUGAUAGAAAACAUUCACUAACUCAAAUCAAUCAAUCUUUAUCUACUAAUCAAAAUCAGUCCUUAUCUACCAAUCAAAAUCAAAUCUUAUCUGCUACUUGUAGUGAUUGUACGCAAUUAAGAUCGGAGUUAGAACAAAGUAAGUUAGAGUAUUUAGAGCGCAGUUCAGCUUCGCAGUAUCAUAAGCGCAAAGCAGCCCAAUUAGAGGCUGAGCUGAAAGCGCUUAAGAAGACUGCUGUUGAUUUAGAGAGUGCUAAUACUCGUCUGCAAGAGAAGCUCGUUAAGAAACAGCCUAAGCCAUCUUCAUCAGCUGAUAGCAGUAAAGAGAUAGAGCUUUAUCAAAAAAUGGUUAGAUGUUCAGUCUGUACUACUAAUAUCAAAAAUGCAGUUCUUAAGCGAUGUAUGCACUUAAUCUGUAAAGAUUGUGUCAAUGACCGAUAUGCAGCCAGACAAAGAACUUGUCCUUUUUGUGGGUCGCCUUUUACACUUAGUGAUGUAGUUAGUAUUUACUUAUAG